AUGUCCUCCUCAUCUAUUUUCGAAGGCCCACAUGAGCCUGUAGCUAUCAUCGGCAUGGGCUGCCGGUGGGCCGGUGACAUUCGUGACCCUUCAGGGCUAUGGGACCUUCUGAAGAACAAACGCGACGGCUGGCGCGAAUUCAACCACCCUAGAUUCUCUGCCAAGGGCUUCUACCACCCCAACAAAGAGCGCCCAGGAUCCAUGAGAACACCCGGUGCGUUUCUCAUGGACGAAGAUGCUCGCCUAUUUGAUCAUUCCUUCUUCGGCAUCACCGGGCGAGAAGCCGAAACCCUCGACCCGUCUCAACGGAAGCUGCUCGAAGUGGUGUACGAGGCUCUCGAGAACGGAGGGGAGACUUGGGAGAGUAUUUCAGGAUCACGAACCGGGGUGUAUAUCGGCAACUUCGCCCUCGAUCACAUCCUCAUCCAGGCGCGGGAUUGGGAGAGCCCAAAGUCAUACGCUGCCACGGGAGCGGACACGAGUAUUCUCGCCAAUCGUAUCAGUUACAUCUUCAACCUUCAUGGUCCGAGUCUGGCCACAAACACCGCCUGCUCAUCCUCCAUGUAUGCCCUGCACAUGGCCGUCAGUGCGAUCCGCAGCGGUGACUGUGACGGCGCCAUAGUCGCGGCAGCCAACUGGAUAUCCGAUCCCAGCAUGCAGUUUGUGCUCGACAAGCUCGGCGCACUCUCGCCCACGGCGCGAUGUCACACGUUCGACGCCUCUGCAGACGGUUACGCCCGUGGGGAGGGCUACGCCGCUCUAUAUCUCAAGAAAUCCAUCAUAGCCGUGGUAGACUCGUUGCCAAUUCGAGCCAUGAUUCGAGGCACCGCCAUCAACGCCAACGGCCGGACAGGAGGCAUCACCCGACCCAGCAUAGCCGGACAGGAAGACGUCAUUCGCGAGGCCUACAAACACGCCGGCGGCCUCCCCUUCUCAGACACGACAUUCUUCGAGUGCCAUGGCACGGGCACGCAAGCCGGCGACCCAAUCGAAGUGACGGCCGUCGGCAACGUCUUUGCUUCCUCUCGAUCAGACGCCCCGGAAGACCGGCUCCUCAUCGGCUCCAUCAAGCCAAACCUUGGCCACACGGAAGGUGCAAGUGCCAUCGCCUCGGUUAUGAAGGUGGUUCUUUCCCUCGAAGCAGGCCAAAUCCCACCAACCUUUGGGAUCGAGCAACUGAACCCGAGCAUCGACUUUGCGGGAGCCAAAGUCGAAGUUGUCAAAGAUGGCACGAUACCCUGGCCGGAAGGAAAGCUCCGGCGCGCCAGCGUAAAUUCCUUCGGGUUCGGCGGGGCCAACGGGCACUGUAUUAUCGACCACGUCAAUGUGGUUCUCCCCGACUACAUCAAGCCCGGAAUCUCUGGGGCCGGCACCUCAGCCAACGGCCAUACCGCCAACGGGUAUUCCAACGGGAAGGCCCACGAGGGCAACAACGGAGUGGUGACGCCACCUGCUGACCACUCCCCUCUCACGACUAAACCGACAAAGACGACGAAGGCGGACGCCACCACGCGUGACCUCGUGCUUCUCCCGUUCUCGGCCCAUACCGAGCAAUCCCUCAAGUCGAAUACUGCCGCCCUCUCUCGCGUCAUCCACCAGUGGCCCCUUGCAGACAUCGCCUACACCCUGAGCUCCAAACGAUCACGUUUCCAGCAGCGUUCAUUCCGCAUCGUCGCCAAGAGCGAUAUCCAAACCGGGCUCGCCACAGACCGUCGCAUCCUAACAAGCCCCCUGCGGCCAGCAAACAUCGGAUAUGUUUUCACGGGUCAGGGCGCACAGUGGCAUGCCAUGGGCGCCCAGCUAUUCGAGUACGCCGUCUUUCGCGCGGCGAUCACCCACCUGGACCGGGUGAUGGAUGCACUACCAUCCCGGUCCACGUGGAAGAUUUCCGAUGUCCUGUCCGGCAACUGCGAGCCCGAUCUCGUGCUGUCACCCCAAGUGUCCCAAGUGGCCUGUACCGCCGUUCAGAUCGGGCUCGUCGAUUUGCUUGCAUCGUGGUCUAUCGCGCCUGCCGCAGUGGUUGGCCACUCCUCUGGCGAAAUGGCAGCGGCGUAUGCGUCGGGGUAUAUCACAGCUGCCGAAGCUAUUACUGCUGCCUACUUUCGCGGUUUGGCCGUGUCGCAGAAUAAGGCAAAGGGCGCCAUGUUGGCUGUGGGUGUUGGGAUGGAUGCCGCGAUGGAAUACCUGGACGGAAAGGAAGACCGCAUUAAGAUCGCGGCGAUCAACUCGCCCGGCAGCGUCACGCUGUCUGGUGACGAGGAUGCCAUCGAGUCCCUGUCGGCCUCGCUCAAUGAGGAAGGCGUGUUCAACCGUGUCCUUCGAACCGGCGGAAAUGCCUACCAUUCACAUCACAUGGUGGCACUGGGCGGGCAAUACAACGACAUGCUGUCAAAGGGACUUGAGCACAUCGACAAUAUCGGACUGGUUGACAAGGCCCAGAGAUACCCUCUCAUCCGCUGGGUGUCGUCGGUGACCCCUGAUGAGGCCAUGGCUUUUGAGGUUGGUGCUUCGUACUGGAGAGCAAACCUUGAAUCACCCGUCCGCUUCUCCGAGGCUGUCAGCGGGAUGAUGAGCUUGGAGGGUGACCAAGCCGUUGAUAUCUUGGUGGAGCUCGGCCCGCACCCGGCACUGAAGAGCCCGGUGGACCAGAUAUUGAAGAGUAUCGGCAAGUCUGCACCACAUGUCGCAUCACUGAAGAGAGGAGAAGACAGCCGGGAGUCUGUGCUCCAGCUCGCCGGCACCCUGUUUAGCCUGAAUGCCGAAGUCGACUUGGUUGCAGUAAACGCAGUCGAUGACGGCUUGCACGAGGGCCGGUGGAGUCUCGCGCACGGCUGUACGGCAGUCGAUCUCCCCCCUUACCAGUACACAUAUGGACCGGUCAAUUACUAUGAGAGCCGGCUUAGCAAGGAAUAUCGACUUCGACAAGUCCUUAGGCACGACCUCAUAGGCGCCCGGCUGCCCGGCGCCAGUAAGCUACGGCCUCAAUGGCGGAAUAUUCUUCGACUUAAGGAUGUGCCCUGGUUGGGCGACCACCGCUUGAUUCCUGACGCCGUCUUCCCUGCGGCGGGCUUCAUUGCUAUGGGAAUAGAGGCCGCCACGCAGGUGUACCACGAGCUCCCCAAGGCGUAUGAGAUCACGGGGUACUCGCUCCGCAAGGUUGACAUCGAGACCGCCCUGCGGCUUCCCGAAGAUGAUCGUGGUGUUGAUAUCAUCCUCAGCUUGGAACUGGCAGACACGGACGCAACGGUCAAAUCGCCUGGCUGGUCCCGUUUCACCGUCAGUUCGGUAUCCAGGGAUUCCGAUGAGUGGACGGAGCACUGCACAGGUCUCGUCAAAGUCGAGAUCUCGGAGAAGCCUGCGGUGGCCAGCAAGAUGGGCUCUUUAAUGGACCCCCGAUUCCCCGGCACACGUGCGUGGUACAACAAGUUCACCGAGAUUGGCAUCGGCUAUGGUCCAACUUUCCAGCCUCUCUCCGAUAUCCGGGCAGACCCCAACCAGAAUUUAGCCCAAGCAACCGUGGCGCUGAACACAACGGACAACACGAUCGAAGGAGGAGAGUCAAGCUAUUCGCUCCAUCCGGCGGCCCUCGACGGCACCUUCCAGCUAGGUCUCAUUGCCUGCUACGGUGGCCAAUUGGAACGUGCAUACACUGCCUUCGUGCCUGUCCACCUUUCAAGCAUGUAUCUGAAAGCAGGACUCAGCCCGCAUACACCCGCAACAGCCAUAGCCCACGGUCAGACCCAAGGCCUGCGCGGUGCCUACAUCAAGCUGCAAAUGACUGACGAAAGCGGCAACGUUGUCCUGGACGUCGACACGCUGCGCUGUCUUAGUUUCAAGGAGUCCAAGUCGGACGAGUACACCAUGCAGUCCAAGAAGGCCCUGAGCAGCCCUUUCACCAGGCUCACCUGGAAGCCCGACAUCCGUACUCUUAACAACGACCAGAUCCGGGCACUGUUCCCCCCCCCACAGGAAAAUAACCAAGGUGCCGCAAGCCUCGAGGUGGUCGACAUGAUCUGCUGCCUGGUCGUGGCGGACAUCUACGAGGUAUUCAUCAAAAGCGCAACCAGCGUACCCCAGCCCAAAGGUGAACUCCGCCACUGGGUCUCUUGGCUGAAGUGGUGCGUCGAGGAAGACAAUCGGGAGAAUAUGGUCGAAGCCAAGAGUCUUCCUGCCGACCAGCGUCACCAGCUGCUUAAGAAGCUGUACGUUGAGGCCGGUGAUCGGCCCGAGGCACAGGCGGCUCGGAGACUGCACGAGAACAUGGGUGAAAUCCUCGCGGAGCGCAAGACAGGUAUUGACGUCCUCGUGCCGGAUGGACUCCUCACGGCGCUGUACGAGACAGGCCAUGUCAUUGUGGGCUCAUACCCGCAGCUACGUAAUGUCCUCGACUGCCUCGGCCAUGCCAAUCCCAAUAUGCGUAUUUUAGAGGUCGGCGCAGGCACUGGCGCAGGCACACGAGUAGCUAUGGGGGCGCUGACAAGGUCGAACGGCAUUAAGCGGUACGCUGAUUACACGUUUACUGAUAUCUCGGCUGGUUUCUUGACGGCCGCUCAGGAGUUCAUGUCAGGCUAUCGUGAUGUGAACUACGCUGUUUUGGAUAUCGGGGAGGAUCCGCUCGCCAAUGGGUUUGAGCCGGUCUACGAUGUGGUCUUUGCAUGUGAGGCUAUCCACGCCACGGCCAGUAUGGAUGUAACUCUCGAAAACUGCCGGAGGUUGUUGAAGCCGGGAGGCAGGUUAGUGCUGGUGGAGAGCACGCGUAUGAGAGUGCUGCUGGGGCUGCUGUACGGUACUCUCACGGGUUAUUGGCUGGGGGUUGGUGACGGUCGUACUGAGGGACCUUUCAUGGACCUGGAGACCUGGGACAGGCGAUUGAGGAAGGCCGGCUUCUCGGGCACGGAGCUGGCCCUUGAUGACUACAACCGCCCCCAUAACACGACCUCCAUCCUCGUUUCCACCCGUGUCGAAGAGUCUUACGUGGUCACCAACAAAGACACAGAGGCAAAGGAAGGUCCGGCCGUCGUGAUCCAUCUUUUGCACGGAGCCAAUGGCCCGUCGCCGCUCUUGGAGCAAGUCUCCAGUGAGUUUGAGCGUUGUGGCGUCAAAGCUGUGGCGUCUUCGAUCAAUGAAGCGUCCGAAACAGUACAGCCCAACGCCCGCACCGUGGUAUUCCUCAACGACGAGAAUGACCUCUUUGACACUGAAAACGCCAGCCUUCUCAACUCGUUCCAGCAUCUUGCCCGAAACACCAAGAGCAUGGUCUGGUUGACGUCGAGUGGAAUUGCCAAAGGUCGGGACCCUCGGGCCGCCUUCAUGAUUGGCCUUCUCCGAACCAUCGCGACUGAGAACCCGGCCGGCCGUUUCCUCUCCAUUGACAUUGAUGCGGAGACUUUCGGAGAACAGGAUGAUACUCUCAUUCGCAACAUCGUCAAAUCCGAGCUAGCCCUGCAGAAUGAGGAUGCCUCUGAUGAAGAAGGCAGCAAGGACCGAGAGUUUGUCUGGCAGGACGGCUGUAUGUGGGUGAGCCGGGUGGUCCCUGACACAGAGCUCGGCGUGUAUAUCGACCUAAGCAAAACACCUACGAGCAGAGGCUCUCAGAUGGUUCCCAUUGGCAGUCAGGGUCCUGUUCGUGCGGCAUUCGAGACCCCCGGCAUCCUUACUUCGCUAUACUUCCGAGCCUAUACAGAGCUCUUGCAACCCAUCCCAGCGGACUACGUUGACGUUCAAGUGGCAGCUGUGGGUGUGAACUGGAAGGAUUUGGGCCUCACGUCAGGUCGAUUUGACGCAACUGGCAGCAACCUGUCGUCAGAAUACGCCGGCGUUGUGACCAAGAUCGGUGCCGCAGUGGAUGGUCUGUCUGUUGGGGAUCGUGUCUAUGGUGUCGGCAGAGGCCAGUUUGGAAACUACACGAGAGUUCCUGCCGCAUUUGCACAAAAGCUCGAGCCAGGAGACAUUCUCACCGAGAUGGCUACGAUGCCACUGGUGUACAUGACAGCCAUCUAUGCCUUUGACUAUGUGGCACGGCUUAGAAAAGGCCAGAAGGUGUUGCUACAGUCUGCCACAGGCGGGCUGGGCUUGGCGGCUAUUCAGGUUGCGCGGGCUCGGGGUGCCGAUGUAUUCGCUACUGUUGGCAAUGCUGACAAGGUCUCCUUCCUUGUUGACACUGUGGGUAUCCCGGCAGAUCACAUCUUUUCCUCUCGGGACCCUACGGCGCUAUCUAAUGCUGCCAAAGCAACCGGCAGGGGCGGCUUUGAUGUUAUUCUCAGUACGGUUGUCGGAGGAGAUUUCCUGUGCGAAUCCCUUAAAGCGCUGGCUCCCAUGGGACAUCUUGUCGACGUUGGUCGGCUCGACGUACUUGAAGCCAAGGACAUUGGCUUGGAGCACUUCCAGAGGAACGCCACUCUGACCUCGUUCGAUCUUAAUGUCCUCCUGGACAAUGAUCCAGAGCUUGGACGCGAGUUGAUGCAGACAGUCAAUGACCUUUAUCGAUGGAACGUUAUUGCGCCGAUUCACCCCUUUGCCGUUCACGAUGUGUCGGAGCUCGACCGAGUCUUGGUGGGCCUGUCCAGGGGCACGCACAUUGGAAAACUGGUGGUGUCAUUCGAGAAUCCAGCCUCUCUGAUCAAGCUUGUCCAAGAGCCGCCAGCAGCGAAGUUCGACUCUGAGGCACGCUAUGUUGUCACAGGAGGUCUGGGCGGGCUUGGCCGAGCCAUUAUCAAGUGGAUGGUCAGUCGUGGCGCUCGUGACUUUGUGGUACUUUCUAGGCGUGGUAUCAACACCCCUGCUGCAAAAUUACUGGUAAAGGAUCUUGAGUCGCAAGGCGUUCGUGUCGAGGCAGCGGUCUGUGAUGUGAGCAAGCGAGAGAAUGUCGUGAAAGCGGUCCACAACGCUGCAUCGGGCGACCGGGCUGUCAAAGGAGUGAUCCAUGCAGCCAUGUCAUUGACAGAUCUCUCGUUCGACAAGCUGACCAUUGAUCAAUGGCGAGAUGGGUUUGCUGCAAAGGCUUUGGGUACCCUCAACCUGCACGAAGCCACUCUUUCGUUACCUUUGGACUUUUUCGUCAUGAUCACGUCGACCGAGUCCAUCUGGGCACCACCAACUCAAGCGGCAUAUAUCGCUGCAAACAGCUUUCAGGACUAUUUUGCCCGCUACCGUCGACGGCUCGGCCUUCCCGCGUCCACAGUAUCGUAUGGGUUGGUGGCUGAUGUCAAGUCGGACUUCCUUCACAACUCAGUUGGCACAGAUGACAUGUACGUACGUAACAAGACCAUGACAAUCACAGAGCAUCAGGUCCUCGCCCAGCUGGAGCCGGCCUUCUUGCCUGUGGAGACAACUUGCUGGGUUGGGCAGGAUCAGGACCCGUUGUCAGAGGCCAAUAUCUUGACAUGUCUCGAUCCGGUCGGGUUGGCUGAAUUGGCGUCGAUGAACGAUCUUAUCCCACGCUGGUAUCGCGACGGGCGCGUGUCGGUUAUCAUGCAGGCAAUGAAGGACGCGCAACGACAAGCGAGCGGGGCAGAUGCGGCUCAGGAUGGCGCUGGCGGAGCAGGCAAGUCGGCUGUGGCCCGACUGCGGUCGUCAUUCUCGGAGGGAAUCAAGGGAGGAGCUGGCGCCCGGGCCAUUACGGUCGCGCUCGUGACCGAAGGCGUGAUACAGACUGUUGCUGGGAUGUUGUUUAUUGAUGCGUCAACAGUGGACCCUGCCAAGAGUAUUGCCGAGCAUGGCGUUGACAGCCUCAUUGCGGCUGAACUGCGGAGCUGGUUCCACCAGGCGUUGAAGACGAACCUCAAGAUGGGGGAACUGCUGGACGCACAGACGAGUAUCAAGACACUGGCUGAGAAUAUUGUAGAUGCGGCGUUGAAGGAGUAG
This is a messenger RNA of Podospora anserina S mat+, 7863 nucleotides long. RefSeq lists its product as uncharacterized. Gene Ontology annotation, biological process: fatty acid biosynthetic process; secondary metabolite biosynthetic process. The transcript has 3 exons. The coding region runs from base 1 to 7863 and encodes 2620 amino acids. The record is from RefSeq and is a predicted model, not a curated record. NCBI's taxonomy places the organism in Eukaryota, Fungi, Ascomycota, Sordariomycetes, Sordariales, Podosporaceae. Gene Ontology annotation, molecular function: 3-oxoacyl-[acyl-carrier-protein] synthase activity; oxidoreductase activity; fatty acid synthase activity.